AGUCGAGGCUGGGAGAGGGUCGUGAGCGCUGCCGCCGGGAGGAACUCUGGAAAAAACCUCUCCGCUCACCUACUCAGCCUAGCCCGGUUGAUCAACACUCAUUGGCUAGUUCCCCCCCCCAUCUUUUUUUUGUUUGCCCGGCUCCUGUCUUGGUGGACCGUUCCCGUGCCUCUGGCUUGGCCACGGCUCUCCGCUUCUCUGUAGCUGAACGGAGGCACGCGUUGACACUCUGAGCACCAGCCGCCUGGGGGUUUUCUGACAUGAAUAGCGGCUGCUUUUGCUGGUUUUUAAUGCUGGAUGCUUCUUCUGAGGAUCAGCUGGAGCGAAUCGGAGCCCGGGACAUGAGGAGCACCUCUGAAGCCAGAGCAGAGGAUCAUAACGGAUGCUUCAGCGGAGACGUAGAGGAAGCGUGAGCAGGAGAGUAACAAGAGAAGUAGCUUCUCCUGUCAGCGGAAUUGAAAAGGAAAACAACUUAUCCCUCUUUUUCAGAGGAGCACGCAAGAGGAGCUUGCUUGCUUUUUUAUUUAAUUCUCUUUUUUUCUGAGGAGGAGAAGGAGGAUUGUUUGGAUUCAAAUGACUAGUAAGGGAUAGAACGUGGAGAUCUUUCACUUUGUCCAGUUUGCUUGCCUUGUUGUGUAGUGUCAUUGGCUUUGGCCGGUAGAACAGCUGUGCCCUGCCCCACUUACACAGGGGGGCACAAGGGGUUUAAUCACCCCUCUAACUUUCUGCUCUCUGCAUCCUCACACAGAGCUUGCGGGGAGCGCUACUUCUAGUCAGAUUGAGGGAAGGGUCCGGUGUUUAUAAGAAAGCUGAGGGGUUGUGCUGUAGAAGCUUAACCCUCAUGCUCUUCAGGGCAUAUGGUCGAUCCGCCUGAAGACAGUUGCUGACUAUCUGUUGGCUAAUUACUCCGAAACAGUACGGGGGCAGGGCUCCAUUUCUGCCUGCCGCUCUUUUGAGCAGGGGUCCUCAGCUUUGAGGAGGAUCUGUCUUUGUGUUUCUUAGUGUCUUUCAGAGAGUUUGAGUGAGUGUAUAUGGAGUAGAGGCAGACAGUUCCAGCUACAGUGCGUGAGCACUUGCUGAAUGUCCAGUGCUGAAGAAUGUCCAGCUCCAGCAGCAGCAGUGGCUAGUUCUAACACAUGGCACACGCAGCUAAGCCUGGCACCACCACAUUGCCUUCAGCCGUAGGCAGGUGGCACAGCAUCUGAGGGCACUGACAAGUGAGAAAGACAGAGAGAGAAAGAGAGAGAGGGGUCCAGGAAGGAAUACAUGUUAGCCUAUUUAUUUUCUCUGUUGAUAAAGGUGAAUAAAAAACCCUGGAAGCUAAAAGCAUUUGUUUACCAUACUGUGGAGUCUUUUCUGUGGAUUUAAAGCCCAAAGUGCAGCUGGAGUGUUUGCACUGAUCCGCUCUUUUUGCCCUGCGUGGGCAGGGGCCAGGGAGUCCAGCAGUGCCAUUCAUGCACAUACGCACAGAAAUACACACCAUCCUGUCACAAUCCUUCUACCACUGUGUUUGGAGCGAGAUGGAAGGCUUUGUAAAAGGUGGGGGGCAGUAGGAGCAGGACCAAGGGACACCCACUUCUUUCUGCUUCUGGAUGUUAUUCAGGACCAAAAAUGUGUUGCCUGGAGACCUUUUUGUGCUUUCCGGCAUAUUUUUCUCAAAGGAACCGUGCUCAGAUUUCUCCCAUCGACGCUGAAAUCUCCAGCCCCUGGUUAAGAUUUUGAUUCAAAGCCCUUUUCUUCUUGGGAGUUUUCUACCUUCUGGGUGAAGUACAACCGGCCUUGUGGCGUACUUGGGGGGAAGCGCGGACUGGAGUAUGACCAGCUGCCACUACCCCACACCGCCCCCUGAGCGGGACCGCAUGUACCAGCACAAGGUCUCGCUGGUGGUGCGCUACUUUAUGAUCCCCUGCAACAUCUGCCUUAUACUUCUUGCCACGUCCACGCUGGGCUUCGCGGUGCUCCUGUUUCUCAACAACUACAAACCUGGCCACAUCACGCAUGCUGUACCUCCUCCUGAUGGCUGUCGAGGGAAGCUGUGUGGUUUUGGCGCUGUGUGUGAGAGAGACUCUGCAGACCCAUCGAAAGGAGACUGUGUGUGUAAGAAGGUGACAUGUCCGUCCGUGGUGGCACCUGUUUGUGGUUCAGACUCCUCCACCUACACCAAUGAGUGUGAGCUGGAGAAGGCACAGUGCAGCAUGCAGAGGCGCAUCAAGGUGAUGCGCAAGGGACCAUGUGCCCUGAAAGACCCAUGCAGUGAUGUGACCUGUAGCUACGGCAGCACCUGCAUCCAGUCGUCUGACGGCUUGUCUGCUAAGUGCAUGUGUCCUCUGAGCUGCGAGCGGGUGCCCAAGCAGGUUGUCUGCGGCAGCGACGGCCUGGACUACCCCAGCGAGUGUGAGCUCAACAUGAAGGCCUGCUCCACCCAGAAGAACAUCCGUGUCCAGCACACCGGCUCCUGUGAUCCAUGCCGUGACUUCCAGAGCAGUCUUAACGCUAUAUGUGUGGUGAACGCACAGAGCCGUAAGAUGGAGACAUCAGCUCCGCCUGACUCCUGCCAGCCAGGGGCUGAGCUUCUCUGUGCCAGUGAUGGCAAGAGCUACAGCAGCGAGUGCCAGAUGCAGAGCACGGCCCUUUCGAAAGAGCGCCACCUCAAGAAGGUCCACUCGGGACCCUGCAAGAAGCAAGAGGAGUGCCAGGAAGAGUGCAAGUUCAGCUCGGUGUGUUUGUUGGAGCAUGGAAAGCCACGCUGCUCCUGCGAGCCGAUCCAAUGCGAUGGUACCUACAAGCCCCUGUGCGGCAAGGACGGCCACACGUACCCCAACGAUUGCGAGAGGAAGAACGCAGAGUGCACGACACAAAUGCACAUCCCUGUCAAACAGCAAGGGCCAUGCGAUCUGAACGCGCCCAGCCCAUGCCUGAAGAAAACGUGUGAGUUCGGGGGCACGUGUGUGGUGAAGAAUGGAGAGGCGGUGUGUGAGUGCCCGGACGCGUGCUCCCAGGCCCAGGAUCCUGUGUGUGGCAACGAUGGACACACCUACAACAGCCAGUGCCACAUGAGGGCCAUGGGCUGCGCCCUGCAGAAGAACAUCAACAUCAGCCACAAAGGACCCUGCGAUAAGGCCUGCGCUAACUGCUCAUUUGGCGCUAUCUGCGAUGCGCAGACAGGCCGCUGCGUUUGCCCCACCGAGUGUGUGGGCUCGCGGCAGCCCGUGUGCGGCAGCGACGGCACCACCUACGCCAAUGAGUGUGAGCUCAACGUGAGGGCCUGCACUAAAAAGCUGGAGCUACGAGUGGUGGCCCGUGGAGAUUGCAAGACCUGUGGCGGCGCUGUGUGCAGCUGGGGUGCCCGCUGUGUUCAGAAUAAGUGUGAAUGCCCUCGGUGUGAGGCUGAGCGCCUUAAGCCUGUGUGUGGCACGGACGGCAAAACCUAUGACAACCAGUGUGAACUGCGCCAGGCCUCAUGCAUGAACAAGAAGAACAUAGAGGUGUUCAAGCCUGGCAUGUGUGAUGAAGAGUGUGGUUCUGGAGGCUCGGGAUCCGGAGUGGAGUCGUGCGAAGAGCAACGCUGUAAGAAGUACGGAGGAUUAUGGGACGAGGACACAGAGGAUGAACGCUGUGUGUGUGACUUCACCUGCCCGAACGUAUCUCGCUCCCAGGUGUGCGGCUCAGACGGGAACAAUUACACCAGUGAGUGUGAGGUAAGGAAGACCCGGUGUGAGAACAUGGUGGACCUGAUGAUGCAGAGCCCAGGCCCCUGUGCAGAUACUACAACUGUCAAUCCUUCCCCUGAGCCAAUCAACCUGCACUGCAGUGAGACUGUGUAUGGAUGCUGUAAAGACAACAAGACCGCUGCCCUCGGUGUGGAAUUGGCAGGAUGUCCUAGCAAGUGUCACUGCAACCACUACGGCUCAUAUGGGGGAACGUGUGACCCUACAACUGGACAGUGCUCCUGCAAGCCAGGCGUUGGAGGUCUGAAGUGUGACCGCUGUGAGCCAGGCUUCUGGAACUUCCGUGGCAUUGUUACAGAGAACACAAGCGGCUGCACACCGUGUAACUGUGAUGCAGUAGGUUCUGUGAGAGAUGACUGUGAGCAGAUGACGGGGUUGUGCUCCUGUAAAACCGGAGUGAAGGGCAUGAAGUGUGACGUCUGUCCCGAUGGCAGCAAGAUGGCCGCUAACGGCUGUGAUAAAGGUCCCCAAGCACCCAUGUCCUGCACUGAACUGCAGUGCUUCUAUGGAGCCUCGUGCGUCGAGGUGAACGGACAGGCUCACUGUGAGUGCCCAUCGCCAGACUGUGACCAGGAGAACAAGAAUAAGGUGUGUGGCUCUGAUGGUGUGACAUACGCUGACCAGUGCCAGCUGAGGACUAUUGCCUGUCGACAGGACAAGGAAAUUACUGUGAAGCACUUAGGCCAGUGCACAGAAUCCAUCUCAGAGCCUGUGGUCAAGCCCACCACCCUCCCGAUCACUCCACGCGCCACCCCUCCCACUGCACACGUCAAGGUCACCUCUCCACGCCAUGGCCUCACCACCACCUCAUCCGACUACGAGGAGGAUUAUGAAGAAAACAUCGUGGUGCAAUCUGAGAUCGAGAAAUUCCACACGUCUUUCACCCACAGCUUCACCAUACCACACUAUACACCCCGCACCCCACCCCCCACCUCCAGCCUUGGCUUCGAGGAUUCAGGCAGUGGGGAGCCCAGUGGGGACGACGACCUGGAAGGUAGCGGAAUGGAGGCAAGCGGAGACGAGCCAGUCGGUCCCACUGUAGCAGCCACCACUGUCCCCACAGGUGAGGACCGCUCUUCCUGCGACAACACACCUUUCGGCUGUUGUCCUGAUGGCAAGACCACCGCCCUCAGCCCCGAUGGCACCAACUGCCCUUCUACCAUGCGUUUUAAUGGCCUCCUGCACCUGGACCAGGUGGAGGGACAGGAGGUCUUCUACACCCCAGAGAUGGACGAUCCCAAGUCUGAGUUGUUCGGGGAGACAGCUCGCAGCAUCGAGAGCGCUCUGAAUGAGCUGUUCCGGAAAUCUGAUGUGCACAAGGACUUCCAGAGUGUCCGGGUUAAGAAUCUGGCCCCCAGCAACUCCAUCAUGGCCAUUAUAGAGGCCCACUUUGACCCAGACACCAGGUUUACAGUGGAGGAUAUUAAGGCAUCAUUGCUGGAACAGCUGAAGACGGCUAAAGGGACCAGCAUAGUAGUGAAGCAACCCGAGGAGGAAUAUGUCAGUUUCUCCAAAUAUGGUCUUUCUAUUCCAUCCUUCACCACAACUGCCACCACAGUGGCCACCGUCACCACCCCCACCACCACCACUGCUGCUGCCACAAUGCCACCUACAACAACUCCCAUCACCACGCACCGGCCAGCCACCACCAGACGGCCUUUCACCAUCCGCAGGACCACCACAGCUGCUCCAGUAACCAGCACACCCACCCAGCAACACACCACUUCCACCUUGCCCCUCAGGAUCAGGCCCAUACCCCAGCACACCAAGCUCUCAGGACCAUGUGACUCACAACCCUGCGGCCACGGAGGCACCUGUGAGGAGGACGGCAACGAAUUCACCUGCACCUGCCCUGCAGGAAGAGGCGGAGCAGUGUGUGAAAAAUUGAUAAAGUAUUACAUCCCAUCCUUCGGAGGGAAAUCUUACCUGGCCUUUCCAACCAUGAGAGGCUACCACACUGUGCGAAUUGCCAUGGAGUUCAGGGCCUCAGACACGUCGGGUAUACUCCUCUACAACAGCCAGAACGGCAAGAAGGACUUCCUCUCUUUGGCUUUAGUAGGAGGAAAAGUAGAGCUCAGGUUUGACACAGGUUCUGGCAUAUGCUCAGUGGUAAGCAAGAUCCACAUAAAACCUGGUCAGUGGCAUCACUUGGUGGUGAACCGUAACAGGCGCAAUGCCGCGCUGAGCGUAGAUAAUGAAACGCCCGUGGAGGGCCAGAGUCCUGCAGGUACUGACGGACUCAACCUGGAGACCCCGCUCUUCGUUGGUGGCGUUCCUGAAGACAUGGUUCAGGAUGUGAAGGAGAGGACCUCAGUCUCUACUGGUCUGGUAGGCUGUAUCCGCCUGCUGGAUGUCAACAACAUGGUGUACAACCUGCAAGAGAACGGUGGCAAUGUGCUGUACGGCACAGCUGUCGGUGAGUGCGGCAACAACCCGUGUUCACCCAACCCCUGCAAAAACGGAGCCUCUUGCCACGUCAAAGGAGCCGAGAUGUUCCACUGCAAGUGUGUAGAUGGUUUCUCUGGUCCCACCUGCGCAGACGCCCACAACCCAUGUGAGCCGAACCCAUGUCACCCCUCAUCCCAGUGCCAUAUUCUUCCAGAGGGAGGCUACAAAUGCGAGUGCCCCAUGGGCCGCGAAGGCAAACACUGCAGGAAAGUAUCAGACAAGAAGGGAGCCUAUAUUCCAUACUUCAAUGGAGAAUCCUACCUAGAAUUAAAGGGCCUGCAUUUAUAUAACCAUGAUCUUAGGCAGAAGGUCAGCAUGACUGUAGUACUGCUGGCGAAUGACUCAAACGGCAUGAUCUUCUACAACGGUCAGAAGACAGAUGGGAAAGGAGAUUUCAUCUCUCUCGCUCUGAAUGAUGGCAUUCUGGAAUUUAGAUAUGAUCUGGGCAAGGGACCAGCUGUCAUUAGGAGCAAAGAAAAGAUCAAGCUGAAUGUGUGGAACACGGUGAACCUGGAGCGAGCCCAGCGUAAGGGAGAAAUCAACGUUAAUGGCAAAGACCCGGUCAGAGGAGAGUCUCCGAAAUCACGCAAGAACCAGCAUAAUGAUCUCAACCUGAAGGAGUCCCUGUAUCUGGGCGGAGCUCCAGACUUCCGUAAGGUGGCUAGAGCAGCGUCUCUUAAAAAUGGCUUUAAGGGGGCCAUUCAGAAGAUCACUGUGAUGGGCACACCAAUCCUGAAGUCUGAAAAUGCACUUCACUCCAGCGAUGUGUCCAUGUACACCCACCACCCCUGCUCUACAGAUGUGUGUGAGAACGGCGGUGAAUGCAUCCCGCUUCUCGACAACUACGAGUGUGUGUGUCCGUACGGCUUCACGGGAACACACUGCCAGCACACUACCUAUGAAAAGGCCGCCGGGGAGUCGGAGGCCAUUGCUUUUGAUGGGCGAACAUUCAUUGAAUAUCACAACGGCGUCACCAAGAGCCAACUGACCAAUGAGAUUCCUGACCCCGAGUCCCUGGAGAACCCAUCUGACCAGAGCGAGAAGGCCUUGCUGGUGAACAAAUUUGAGCUGAGCAUCAAAACAGAGGCCACUCAUGGUUUGAUCCUCUGGAGUGGAAAAGGCAUGGAGCGCUCUGACUACAUCGCACUAGCCAUCGUGGACGGCCGCAUCCAGAUGACCUACGACCUCGGCUCCAAGCCUGUAGUCUUGCGUUCCUCCGUGCGAGUCAACACCAAUCACUGGAUUCGCAUCAAAGCCAGCAGAGCUUUGAGGGACGGCUCUCUGCAGGUUGGUAAUGAGGCUGCUGUCACUGGCUCCUCACCUCUGGCUGCCACUCAGCUGGACACAGACGGUGCCCUUUGGCUGGGUGGUCUUGAGGAGCUGUCCGUAGCCCGCCGGCUGCCCAAGGCCUACAGCACGGGUUUCGUAGGCUGCGUGAAAGACGUGAUAGUGGACGGGGUGGACCUGCAUCUAGUGGAAGACGCCUUAAACAGCCCCAAAAUAUUACACUGUUCAGCCAAAUAGCCUGGCACCACCUCCCUCCCUACGCCAUGUCUACUGCUGUAAUUAUUUUCUAUUUUUGUAUACUUUUCAUCGCUUUUUAUAUUGGGGGAAAAAAUUACGUUUUCUUUUUUUUUUUCGUUAUAUAUAUAUUUUCUGUUUUAAUUUUAUCUGCACCUCCAUCCAUAGUCUUUUUUUCAAAUUGCAGUCAUACAUGGUGUUGCAAAGACAAAGCAAAAACAUGUAUUAUGUUUUGUGGUGUUGCCUCCACAGCACCAAAAAAAUAGAAUUUUAUAUAUAUAUAUAUAUAUAUAUAUAUAUAUAUAUAUGAAUAUAUAAAACAUUACCUUGCUCAUUACUUGAAAUGGCAAAUAAGGUUGGUGCUGUUUGUCCUCUCUUGAUUGCCUUCUCUCGGUGCCAUAAUUCCUAACGUUGUAGUGCAGCCACCACAUACAUUCCAUUGAGCCGCUGCUGCAGUUCAUGCCUGUUUGCUUUCAACGGCUUUCUACGAACAAAAGCAUCUGCUUGAUUUCUGAUGGACUGUCACUGUUAACUGUGCUGAGCAAAAUGUACGAGUCACGCCACUAACAGGGGCUAAGCCCCGCCAACGUUAACGCCGCGUUUCAAGCUCCUCGCUAACCACUGAGCUUCUAGUCAACUGAUCAGCAUCCACAAAAGACAUAAUUACAUAUCAUAAAUUUUUGAACUGUCAUGAACUGACCUGUGAGAUGUAAUUAUUAGCUAGUACUGAAACACAUGAGACUGUGAAUAUCGAGGGGAAAACUCUCUUUUCUGUUGCAAAAUUGUCCGUCUCAUGUGUCGUGCACCAUAUCUAAUCAACAGUGACUUUACAAAAUGACCACUUGCUGCAUGCAACUUUUUAAAUGUCCUGUUUUUUUUUCUGUUUUUUUUUUUUCUUUUUUCCUUGUUUUCUCUGUGGUCUUACUUAUUCCGUUCAGGGCGAAAUAAAAGAGUUCAGGUGGGCUGCAAUGAAAUAUUCAAAUGUAAAUGUUUCUUCUUCUGAUUUGAGAUUUGAUUCUGUUUUCUGAGUUGGAAGAAAUGAUGAACUUGCUUUUAUAUUUGUUGUUUGUCUUGUGUUGGACUUUGAAAACGCUGAGAAGACACAGUGGUUGUUACAAUGUUUGCCAUGGGGAGGCACUGUAGCACAAGGAGAGGUGGCGAGAACCAGGGCCAGAGCAGCAGAAGAUGUCAGAUGGAAGCAAGAACACUGAAAUGUGAGGAGUUUUUCAGUCCCCUGAUAAACUCCUGAAACGGUGAACGUUCACAGGACAACACAGUUUUGUUUGAAUGAGAAUGUUGCUUUAAAACAAUACUGUCGGCACUUGCUUCAGGGGAAAAAAAGGGAUGAUGUGUGGACGACCCUUGCAUUUAAUGACUGUGGCUCUUAAGCAGCGGAUAGAAUAAGCAAACGUAUCAAUAACAAUAACAGAAAUGAAAUAAUAAUGCAUGGGUUUGGUAUUUGGAAAUGAUUUUUGUAACAUGUUUGAAGACAAAUGUGAUGCAAUCGUUUGUACUGCUGACCCAAACAUUGUAAGAAAUGCCUAGUUUCAAUACGAGUUCAAAACUAAGUUGCGAUAAUCUAAGACAAAGUAUGCCUGUUUAUAGUAUCAUGUUAUCUUUUUGUGAGAAAAAAAUCUUUAUAUUGCUUUGUUUCUUUUUCCUUUUUUUCUUUUUUUUCUUAAACGAUAACAACCAAGACUAUUAUGUACAGCCCUGCGAUUAUCAAGUGUAAAUGAAUCAUGUGCAUCUGUGGACCUUUUGUUUUAGUAUUAUACACUGGAAGUCUAAUUUGUCUCUUCACAACACGUAUUCUGUUCCUAUGUCUUUGGUCGGGGGGCACAAGCAGUAAAAGAACUGCAAUGAGAGGGAUUUCUAUCUUUCCAAAGCAAAACCCUCCAUUUCUGCAUUAGCCACUGAACAUCCACACACUGCAGUCUACUGCCCACUUUACUUUUCCAUACAUUUUGUUUUGUUUUAUUUUGUUUUGUUGUUUUUUUUAUAGCUGUUACUGGUUCUUUUUCAACGUUUCAACGUCAUCCAAUGGCCGUGAAUCAAAAGGGACCCCCCCUGCAUGCUUGGAGGGUGCUGAAAGGACAAAGUGCUGGACUCAUGAGGAGGACCAGGCAGAUGACAAGAACAACCGAACAAAAAUCCACUGUCUGGACAGAAACGGUCUGAGAAAUGCCUUAAAUAUUCAUACCGUUCUGUGCUCUCACUUUAGCCAGUGUAUUAGCCACAUCCCCGUCAUGUAAGUUUAAUACAUCCAUGUUAAUAAUUGUAUUAAUAUGAGAAUAUUCCAGAAUGCCUCAAAAAUAGCUGUUCUGGGCUCUACAAAUAUAAUAUUUACUGUAUAAAUACUAUUUUCAAUAUCUUAUUUAUGUCUUCGAAUGGAUUCCCAUACUGGCCUUUGUAAACUACUGUUUUGAUUGAACUAUACCUGAAGGGCAGUGCUCAGAAUGAGAGUGGCAUGAUGUUACCAUUACUAACUUUAUUACUUGUGUCUUGUGUUCCUACCACCAUGAAAUAAAGUGUAAAACAACAUCUGA
Messenger RNA from Pygocentrus nattereri (red-bellied piranha), 10243 nucleotides. RefSeq names its product agrin (gene agrn). Gene Ontology annotation, molecular function: calcium ion binding; serine-type endopeptidase inhibitor activity; laminin binding. The record is from RefSeq and is a predicted model, not a curated record. The transcript has 38 exons. Gene Ontology annotation, biological process: cell differentiation; negative regulation of serine-type peptidase activity; receptor clustering. Lineage: Eukaryota; Metazoa; Chordata; Actinopteri; Characiformes; Serrasalmidae. Bases 1815 to 7700 code for a protein of 1961 amino acids.